Molecule: messenger RNA, 2389 nt
Organism: Hyalella azteca
Lineage: Eukaryota; Metazoa; Arthropoda; Malacostraca; Amphipoda; Hyalellidae
Gene: Rab11
Product: ras-related protein Rab-11A
Exons: 5
Coding region: 394-1047 (217 amino acids)
Biological process (GO): exocytosis
Cellular component (GO): recycling endosome
Molecular function (GO): GTP binding; GTPase activity
Source: RefSeq, a predicted model, not a curated record
UUAAUUCAACCAUCAUUCAUAAAUUUCAAUAUUUCUUUAACUCUAUACUUUAUAAUAUUCACGAAUAUGUAACUGUCACUGAUAAAAAAACGACCGUUCUGAUGAAGUUGGGUUAAAGUUAUAAAAAAAGAGGAUUCGGAAUGUACAUCAGCUGAUCUGACUCAUCACCUCUAUUGCGCUAUCGGUUACGCACACAAAGAGGAGGGGUGUAUCGCCAUUUUGGUGUCAUGUGUGCAGCGGGUGCUCUAUUAUCACUAUUUACAUCGUAAUUAACAGAUAUUAUUCAUAUUAAUAGAGAAUAUAUAAUUUAAUUUCUAUAGAUAUCUUGAAAACCGUGAUUGGCUAAACGUCGCUCGACCAAUAUUCAGGAGUUGUGCGUGAGGAAUUUCUACCAUGGGCAACAGAGACGACGAAUACGAUUAUCUUUUUAAAGUUGUUCUCAUUGGGGAUUCUGGUGUUGGCAAGAGUAACCUGCUGUCAAGAUUCACUCGCAAUGAAUUCAACUUGGAAUCAAAGUCUACCAUUGGUGUUGAAUUUGCCACACGUAGCAUAGAGGUGGAUGGCAAGACAAUUAAAGCACAGAUCUGGGACACGGCAGGCCAGGAAAGGUAUCGUGCCAUCACUUCUGCGUACUACAGGGGUGCCGUUGGAGCUCUGCUUGUCUAUGAUAUUGCAAAGCAGCUCACCUACAGCAAUGUUGAACGCUGGCUCAAAGAACUUAGAGAUCAUGCUGAUCAGAAUAUUGUCAUCAUGCUAGUAGGCAACAAAUCUGACCUGCGUCACCUGCGAUCCGUACCGACGGAAGAAGCCAAGGGCUUUGCUGAGAAGGAAGGCCUCUCAUUUAUAGAAACUUCUGCCUUAGACUCAACUAAUGUUGAGACUGCCUUCCAUAAUAUUCUUGAAGAGAUCUACCGCAUUGUGUCGCGCCAGCAACUCCCCGACAACUCCGUGCCUGAGAUGCCCGGCGGUCCAUCGUUCAGCGUGAAGCCCACCGAGCCCACCCCUGGCAGCGCAUCAUCUGCCCUCAACAACUGCUGCUCUCGCUAGCCUGCCGUCCCUCUCACCUCUCUGCUGCACGAGGCUGCAGCGUCUCCAAACUUUGCCCAAGUGCUUCAAUUGGUUUCUGGCUCGUUAGUUUUCACGAGUCAUCAUGUCCUGAGGGGUUCCAAAUUAUAGCGAUAAAACACCAAUGUACUCGAGUGAGAACAAUACCCAGUUUAGGUAGGUCAUGUUCCAUGCAUCUGUUUUUGAUCUGCGGAAACUAGUUUGCAACUGGUUUCGAAUCUUGAGACUUGAAAGCAGACUUGCCAUCAAAUGUAACUAAGUCCAAAAGUACACGUUCAUAACCCUAUUCGUAGUUCACUGCAGAUUCUCUAGAGGCCUCCCAUGAGAUUUAAUGCCUUGUUGAUUGUUCUGGAUGGUGUCAUUUUCAAUGCGUUCUAUUAUGAAAAUCAAUAAAUUUUUGGCCUCGUUCUAAUUUGGUGCUAAUUUAUUUUGAAUCGGAUUGAUAACUUUUGAUGGUGGAACAUUAACAGAUGUCUUCGCAACCAAAGACCCCCCCACCCCGCAAUCAGCUGUUUGUCAAUUUUGUGCAUCAUGUUGGUUUCAACGCCCAGGAAUUAUAGUGAGAUUUGACCUAUGAAUAAAUUUUCAUUGUGUUGUGACUAGCUCAAGACAAUGUCAAACCCUCUCCUGUAAUUAAUAAAGUUCCUCAUCAUUGCUAUACAAUAAAUGGACGAGCUCGAAAGUAUGGUUAAAUAGAGGAAUCCAAAAUAUUUUUUCGCUUUGUCGUUCAUCUAUUCUCCAAAUAGGUUUCUGGAAUCAUAGUUUAAUGAUGUAUCCACGAUAAUGCAAAUUGUUCUCGGCGCGUGCUUAAUUUUCAUAACUUUGUUUUUGCAAGGGGCUUGAUUUGUUCUAAAAAACAACCUAGUUGUUUUCGAUCUUUUGCUGAAUGCUUUUCUUCCAAAAAUACCGCUACUUUCUGUAUUUUUCUAUCAAUGAGUGACCCGUGUUAUAGGCUGUCGUUAUUUCCAAGCUUCGUCACAACGCCUCGUGACCGCCCUGUACCCUCUUUUUUAUUAAUUAUCGAUCCCUUUAUGUAUGCUCCCGAUAUUUUUACUCUAUUUUAGUAUCAUUCUAAGCCAUUGUUUUGAGAAUCCCAUUUUGGGCCUUCGUUAUAGGUUAUUGUUUGUGUUGACUUCUAAGAGUUUUGUGUGAUUCUACUGAGGAGGAAUUUCGCUGUACUUUGUUUCUUUGAAGCUGUAGAUUCUUGCUCUUUCAGGAACCAGGACCAGCAGGCUAGUUUGUUGUGUAAUCUAAAUUAUCUUAAGAUCAGCAGCUGUUUUUUUUGUGUUAAACUCGUUCUUGUUUCUAAAUUUUAGGUAUCAAU